Molecule: messenger RNA, 1410 nt
Organism: Scedosporium apiospermum
Lineage: Eukaryota; Fungi; Ascomycota; Sordariomycetes; Microascales; Microascaceae
Product: Geranylgeranyl pyrophosphate synthetase
Exons: 2
Coding region: 1-1410 (469 amino acids)
Source: RefSeq, a predicted model, not a curated record
AUGGCAUCCUAUUCUCGUUAUACUCGCUGGCAACGAAGGGGCCCCCCUGAGAGGCGGCGUGAGAGCUUCUUGCCCGAGCUUCCUCUCGGCAAGCUCAUCUCCGUGAUCCUGAAAGAUGAGCUGGUCAGAGGGUAUGAAGAGUUCGUCUCGACAGCUCGCAUCAGUGAUUGGAAGUAUCUUGCUUCGUAUAAUUGGGGGGAAACCGAGAAGCCUCUCAUUAUUGUCCCAGGGAAACCACCUCUGUGGACACCCCUGAAGGAACAGCGCCGACUCCCUCAGGAUUCGGGGAUUUACCCGCGGGACCGCAAUGGCUACAACUUCCCCAACCACCCAUUCCAGGCGGCCGUGCUUUCGAUCCUAACGAUGCAGCCGGAGCCUCCAAAGAUGGGCUUUGAUGUCGUGUGCUGCUCCAGUACCUUCGGGUAUCUCGUUUCCUUUUGCAACGAGACCGAGCCGCGCCCGUUCCGCAUGCACGUGGAGAUUAUCGGCGGUGCUAUGCAUCUCCUCCGUCGUGAGAGGUCGCCGAGGGAGUUGAUCCCGGACGUGAAGGGGCAUGGUCACACUUUCCCCGAGGCGAAUACGACCUGGGGUAUUGGUCUGAAAGGAUCUACUUCCCACCAGAGACUUACCAGGUACAAGUUUGGCGGAUUGAAUAUUAUCCAGAGGGCAGAGAUAGAUGCCUGUCUAGAUACUCCGAACAAAUCGCCCUCCGAUCUCGCGACACGAUCUCGAUCCCCAUCCCCAGAGCAGAAACGACAACCUAAUGUGGACGAACUCACCGAACGGGUCGCCCGUACCAACAUCUCCCCAACUACCCCGGCCUCCUCAAGCUCCGACAUCGCCUUGUACUACAACCCCGUUUCCGAGACCCCCCAAUCCGCCCUCAUCGACAUCAAAACGCGUUCCAUCGCCCGCAAAACCCAAGACACCCUCUCCGAGCAGCUCCCCCGCCUCUGGCGCUCCCAAACCCCCAACUUCGUCCUCGCCUUCCACGACCGCGGACUCUUCGCCGACGUCCAAGUCAAGGACGUUCGCGCCGAGAUCAAAAAGUGGGAGGCGGGACACGCGAGGGAGCUGGCGCAGCUCGUUGCGCUGCUUCGGAAUUUGGCGAGGGUCGUUGAUGCUAGGCCGGGGAAGAAGGUGGAGAUUCGCGCGACGGGCAAUACGGUGCUCGAGGUGCGCGAACAGCUUGGGAAUGCGGGGAAGGCGUUUUCUGCGGGGGUGAGGGAGAGGUGGGAGGCGUGGUUGCUGGGGGCGCGUGAUGGUGUUGCGGCUGGAGAGAAGAAGGAUGGAGCCUUAGAGAUUGCUGCUGAUGAGGGUUCCGCUGCCGAUAUCAAGGAGAAGAGCCGAGUCAGCUUGGAUAGUGGUUUGGAGAAAGAAUCCACGGCUUGUCUGGAGAAGCGCGGAUAG